CCAAAAGUCCAAAAAUAAUUUUUUUUGUUAAAACCCUAAAAUUCUAAACUCUUGUUGUGUCUUCCCCCUUUAGUCCAACUUCUCCUCCGCUUUUGGCUAUCUUGUUGUUCAGCCUCCCCUACCCCCUAACACCCCCAACCCCACCUCGGCUUCUUCUCUUUCCUCAGUCAUACUUCUUCACUUCAGUGUACAGAAACAGUACUAUUCUUGAAAGAACAGAAUCACUACAGCAUUCUUGAAAAAAAACCCUUUUUUUCCUGAAGAAUAAUCCUCUGUUUUCAUGGAUUCUCAAGAAUCCCAAGCGGGUCACCACCAAAAUCAACACCAUCAUCAACCCCAACACCCCCAAUUUCAUCACCAUCAACAACAUGGCCAUCAUCCCAUGAUGAUGGCACGACCGCAACACCAUCAGCAUCACCAACACCAACAGCUUCAUCAACAACAGCAACACCACCACCAACAUCAACAACAGCAGCAGCAGCAGCAACAAGCCAACUCCUAUGUUGUACCCAACAAUGUUCCAACACAUAACAACAACAAUUCUGCAAUGAUGCAACAGCUUCAGCAGCAGCAACAAAAUUCUGGGUUUCCGUUUAAUUCUAUGCCAAAUACUGCUGCUGCGGUGGCGGCGCCCCAACCUAAUCUUGAUUACUCAGAUGCGUCAUCUCCUAGGGCUACUGGAUUCAGCAUUGAGCCUGCUAGGAAAAAAAGGGGCCGACCCAGAAAGUAUUCUCCCGAUGGUAACAUUGCUUUGGGUCUCUCGCCUACUCCUGUUACUCCGAUUUCAUCUGGGGUGCCCCCUACGGAUUCCGGAAGUGGUGGUGGUGGUGACACAGAGGGUCCUUCUUCCGAGAAUCCAUCGAAGAAGGCCCGAGGAAGGCCUCCUGGCUCUGGAAAGAAACAGCUAGAUGCUUUAGGUGCAGCUGGAGUUGGCUUUACACCCCAUGUGAUCACAGUGAAUGUUGGGGAGGACAUAGCUUCAAAGAUAAUGGCUUUCUCCCAGCAAGGACCACGUACUGUUUGUAUUCUAUCUGCAAAUGGAGCCAUCUGUAACGUCACCCUUCGCCAACCAGCAAUGGGGGGUGGCACUGUUAGUUACGAGGGCCGAUUCGAGAUCAUCUCAUUGACAGGUUCCUUCUUGCGGUCGGAAAGUAAUGGCAGCAGUGGACCAAGUGGUCUAAGUGUGUCACUGGCUGGGGCAGAUGGUAGAGUAUUGGGUGGUGGAGUUGCAGGAGUGCUUAUGGCUGCCACACCAGUGCAGGUAAUAGUAGGUAGCUUUCUUGCUGAAGGGAAAAAGCCAAAGUCUAAGACGCCAUCUUCGACACCACCAUCCAAUAUGUUGAGUUUUGGUGCUCCUGCCACAGGGGAGAGCCCUCCUUCUCAAGGUGAUGCCUCAAGUAACUCAUCUGAGGAAAAUGGCGACAGUCCUUUUCAACAUGAACCAGGACCUUAUGGUAACACUGGCCAACCAAUGCACGGUAUGUCGAUGUAGCGAAUAUGGGCUGGCCAAAAUCGCUGUGAAAACACUUUUCUUAGUCGACGUGACGUUGCCAAGGGUAUUUGACUUCCUCAUUCCCCUGCAACAGAGUUGGCAGUUGAUUCACAAUCCUAACAGGCAGAGUAUAGGUGUUUCUUGAUUUUUCAACUUGAGCUUAUUUCCCUGUCCCCUUCCCCCCCACCCCCGCUCCCUUUCCUGUCUGUAGUUGUGGUAAAAGGCAAUUGGCUGAUUUUACAGAACUCCAUUUUCAUGGUUUCUUUGGCACCAUGGUCUUUAGUAGUAUAUGUUAGGUGAUACUUGGUUGAGUAUUAUUUAUUUCCUGAUGGUCCAGAGUUUUAACUUUUAGGAAUUUUUAGAUGGUUAGAAAUUCUUCUAAAUGAAUGGAGUAUUUUCUUCA
Solanum dulcamara is the source of this 1895-nucleotide messenger RNA. RefSeq names its product AT-hook motif nuclear-localized protein 10. Lineage: Eukaryota; Viridiplantae; Streptophyta; Magnoliopsida; Solanales; Solanaceae. Gene Ontology annotation, molecular function: minor groove of adenine-thymine-rich DNA binding. The record is from RefSeq and is a predicted model, not a curated record.